AGAUGGGCCUGUAAUUGUUUUUUUAGGAUGAGAGAAAAAAAAAAAAGAGCUUCUUCUUCAAACCGAGACCUAUCUGAGUCGACUCGUAAACGAAACGAGUUGAUGAUUACUGGAUUAGCUUUUUCGUGAUUCUCGUCUCCGUUGGUCGUCAUUUCUCUGAUAUCGAUUAUUACUUAUAUUGUCGACUAUCGAAUUCCUUUGAAUCGAAUUUUUUAGAUUAUUUGAAGGCGGCGGGCAUAUGUGAAGUGAAAUCGUGGUGAUGAAUUUGGGGGAUUUGAACAAAGUCUGGGAAGUUAAGGCUCUGAAGAAGAAAACUAGAGCAGAUGAAGCCACGAAGAUUUUGGAGAAGGUAGCGAAUCAAGUUCAACCCAUUAUGACUAGACGAAAAUGGCGUGUCAAGCUUCUCUCUGAAUUCUGCCCAAAAAAUCCAAGGCUAUUGGGGGUGAAUGUAAAUAGAGGCGUGCAAGUGAAACUGAGGCUUCGGAGGGUAAACCAUGAUGGAGAUUUUUUAUCGUACCAUGAAGUUCUUGACACCAUGCUCCAUGAGCUUUGCCACAACGCCCAUGGUCCUCAUAAUGCAAGUUUCUAUAAGCUUUGGGAUGAACUGCGAAAGGAAUGUGAGGAGUUGAUGUCAAAGGGUAUAACAGGGACAGGGCAAGGAUUUGAUGUUCCUGGUAAACGUUUGGGUGGAGUUUCUCGUCAGCCUCCUCUCUCAUCUCUCCGAGCAACUGCAGCUUCAGCAGCAGAAAAAAGAGUGCGUGCCGGUACUCUUUUACCCUCAGGACCCCAUCGUCUUGGUGGUGAUAGCAACAUUAUGUCAGAUCUUAGUCCAAUUCAGGCUGCUGCAAUGGCUGCAGAAAGGCGUUUAAAUGAUGAUAUUUGGUGUGGUUCCCAAUCCACAGAGGGUUUAGAAGACGAAGAGAAUGAUAGUGAAACUUGUAAGGAACCCAUUUCCGAAAGAGUAGAUUGCACAAGCUCGAUUGCAAAAUCAGUAAAAAGAUGUAAUAGCUGGUCCAAUGCCAGCUUUGGCCCUCAGUGUGGAUCAGAUGUUAUUGAUUUGACGGAGGAAACACCUGAAACAAGAUGUACUAAAAGAAGUUGCAGCUCAGGUGAUCAAGGUCCUUCUUGUUCCAAAGAUGAACCGAACUUUGGUUUCAUGAAUUCAUCAGUAACUUUUCCUUCCACAAGCCAUGAUGCAAACCACAACAGAGAAGAACCUUCAAUGUGGGAGUGUGCAGAAUGCACCUUAUUGAACCCGUCAUUAGCUCUAAUAUGUGAGCUAUGCACUGCCCUAAAGCCAAAGGAAAGGGGGAUGAAACACAAGGUUUGGACUUGCAAAUUCUGCACACUUGAAAAUGAGGUGAAGUUAGAGAAAUGUGAGGCUUGUGGUCAGUGGAGAUACUCUUAUGGAGCACCACUGUCAACAGGUGCUCCUAAUGUUGGCACUUGAGGGAGUCACCAAUCUUCUACAAGGAUCUAAAGUCAAACUCUUGCCAUUUUUUGUAGCCAAGUAACUAGAUUCUCCAAGUUCUGUAAACUGUGUCCCAACUUGGGCUUGUGGCUGUGUUAUGUAUGCAGAGUAGGAGUAUUAAAUUAAUAGGUAGAAAGAGUAUUUUGAUUUUGCAAACAGUAAAAAAAAUUUGAUGGGUAAACGCAAUGGAAAAGAUUUUUCCCUUGGAAUAAUGAUUUUUGAGGAAGCUGAAUGAGAAAAAUAUUGUGGUAUUUUGAUGGUGGGUUUGUAAGUUUGACGUUGUCGGCUUCUUGUUUUACACAGGGGAUCUCUUAGUUUUCGUUGAUUCCAUCUUCUAUCUAUGGCAGUUUCAGUUUCUGGCCCCUUGAACACUCGCUUCAUCGACCAAGUCCUGAAACCUUAGGCCCAUUGCCUUAAGUUAAUUGAGAAACUUGUAUCCAAGGCAUCCAAGGUACCAAGCUCUUCUUCAAUCAGUUCAGACACGGAUAAGGUAUAGUUUAUGGCUGUUAUAACAAACUACAAUAAGUCAAGUGUAGACUGUAGAAUUGUUCAAAUAUCCUGUGCGUUUUUGUUAGGAUUGUAAAAUUUUAAAAACUGCUCUUUUUGUUAGGAUAUGGUGAGGAUUUUUCAAACUUUCUGGUUUAUAAACCUGUUGACACAGUAGAGUGUUGAGGAAUAUGAGUUUCCCUAAAGUAGAUAGUAUCUUCAGUCUGAGUAUAUAUGCCUGAGUUGUUUCUUGAUUUCAUAGUGGUGCAUUAUAUUGGAUGGUUCUGAAGAUGUUUUGAGGAACUUCUGGUCGUUUAUA
Molecule: messenger RNA, 2276 nt
Organism: Camelina sativa (false flax)
Lineage: Eukaryota; Viridiplantae; Streptophyta; Magnoliopsida; Brassicales; Brassicaceae
Source: RefSeq, a predicted model, not a curated record